This is a messenger RNA of Nezara viridula (southern green stink bug), 3307 nucleotides long. The record is from the annotation of a GenBank genome assembly. NCBI's taxonomy places the organism in Eukaryota, Metazoa, Arthropoda, Insecta, Hemiptera, Pentatomidae.
CCUACACCAAUAUCAUCUCCAGCUAAAAACAGUUUCAACUCAUCAUACACAUUGUUCCAAACCAGGAGAUGAAUGGGAUAAUCCUUCUUAAUAUCAUCAAUACUCAUUAAUUUUGGACUUUCUGCCAUUUUAGUAUCACUAAAAUUAUCUGUCUAUCAGUAAUUUCAUUAUGACUAAGGAAUGACUAAUAACUUUACAAGUUUGUAUUCUUAUAUAAAAAUAAAAGGCCAUUAUACAAUUGUUAAGUGCACUGCAAUUUCCAUCUGAACUGAAAUUUAGCUGAUAAAUAAACAAGAAAUUGUAAACCGGCUGUCUACCGGCAAAAGAACGACUACCUAAAAUGAUUCUGACUUAGUAAAUACAUAACCUAUACAUUAAUAACCACCACGAAUGACAACAGGAUUAUUCACCCAACCUACAAUGUUAAUUAUCAAAGAUAUGACUAAAAAAAUGUUUCUCUAAUGAGUCAUUUUUUAAAUAACCUUAAUAAAGUACUGCAAUAUGGCUAAUAAAUAUUUAAUGACCAAGUUUUUAAUAUUUGUUUGUGGUAAGUGCACUGAUAGGAAGCUAUACAGAUAGCAGUGGUGUUUAUAGAGAUAACAGCUACUGCUUGCCUGGGUGCCAAGUGUCAGAAUUUUGACAUCUGGCUAUAUUUUCCUUAUGUAGUUUGGCCUUUUUCUGUAAGUUAUACUGGUGCCUGAUUGAUGAGAGUUAUUUCAUAUUGAGUAUGGAAGGAGUGCUCCUUAAAUGGACCAAUUAUUGGAAUGGGUGGCAAACGAGAUGGUUUGUUCUUCAAGAUGGAAUAUUGUCAUACUAUAGAUCUGCUGAAGAAGUUAAUCAAGGAUGCAAAGGUUCUAUGAAAGUUUCGGCUCUUGAAAUAACUGUCAGCAAUGUUGAUAGCACAAGGAUGGAUUUGAGUAUCCCUGGCGAAAAAAAUAUAUAUUUAAGAGCACCUUCUUCACAGGAAAGGCAGUUGUGGUUGGUGGCCUUAGGUAGUUCAAAGGCUUGUCUUACAAAUGGAAAAAGAAAAGAAUCAGUUACUGAAGCUUCCCCGGAAGCUCUCAAGUCAAAGAAGAAUGAGCUUAGAUUGUAUUGUGACCUUCUUAUGCAGCAAGUUCAUGUGAUAAAGACAGCUGCCACUCAAGAGCCUUCUCCAGAUGUAGAGAAAUUAACAGAUGGUAGCAACUUACUCAGUGCGACUUGUGAUACAUUUAUUAAGACAUUAGAAGACUGUAUGAAACUGUCCAUCUCUUCAAUCUCCCUUCAUGAAAAAGCGCAUAUGAAUGAUAAGGAGUUGAAUAAUGUAAAUUCGUUUUUACCCUUAUUUAUUAGCAAUAAUUUUAUCUUUUUAGCUCUUGUAGUAAAUUCAUAUUUUAUUUUUUAGAUUAGUAAACCUACUAUUCCUGUUAUGCGAUCAAAUUCUACUGAAAAGAAAGCUUAAGGAGUGAAAUUUUAAUUUCCUGACACAGUAUUAUAAAAAUGCAAUGCUUUUGUUAUUCUCUAUUAUUUUUUAAUAAUAUUUACAUGUAUAUAAAUGUAUGUAUUUGUAUGUACAUACCUAUACAUGAAUGUUCAUGAGUAUUUUUAUAUGAAUAUUAUGUUUUACAGUUGAUUUAUAUAAAACAAAAAAAAACAAAAAACUUUUUUCUAAUUUUUAUUGUAUUGUUUCAUAGUUAUCAUUAUUUACAUAGUUACCAAAUUUUGUUAAUUUGUAAUUUAUAAUUGAAUCUAAGAUCUUAUUAUCGUGAUACUAAGUAUUAAUGUAUUUGAAAAUGCUUAUUUUGUUUCUAUUUUUUACAUUAUUAAUUGAGUGAAAAAUAAACUAUUUAUUCAUUUGUUAGCUAAGACUAAUUAGAUACGUAUUAUAUACUUUUUUUAUUAUUUUAGAGAAAAUUAAGCACAAUGUUAGUACAUAUUAUGUUCUGUUUUGGUAUGUUUUCUUUGUAAUAUUCUGUAAAUCUCUAAACAUAAUCUAUAAAUUUCUAAGCAUGAUAUUUGCUUACAAAGAAUUGCUUACCACAAUUUACCUUAAAGGAUAAAAAUUAUUUUAUUUUAAAUUAAGCAUAUUAUUAUUCACCUGUUUUAAUUUAAAAAAUAUAUGUACUAUUUGUUUGUUUUUGUUAAACAUCAACAACUUUUCUUAAGUAAAUAGUUAUCAUUAUUUCUUUCUUUUAAUGAAAGUAAAUUUACCUUAUUUCUCUGUUAUGCUACCUAUAUUCAUGUAAAGUCAAGUUACAAUUGUAGUACUUAAUUCCUGUGUACUUUUAAUCUUCUAAAUUCUCACCAAUAGAUCACAUAUUCUUUAAAUACUUUGUUAUUCAGAUGUUAUGUACCAAACCUAUUUUGCCAUGAAGAACAGAACUCUUGGUGGAAGUAUUGCUGACUGUAAAACUUAGCUAUAAAAAGAGAAGAAUGGUUGGGGUGAUCAGUAAAAAAAAUAAAUAAUUAUAAUUAUUUUUGCCGAUGUUUUGGCCCAAAGUUAUGCCUUCAUCAGAGCUGGUCAUACAAAAUCAGAUGCAUUAAUAAGAAGUUCGAUGUAAGAAAAAGGAAAAUACCAAUAAUUAAAAUAAAUUGAACUAAUUUAAUAUAAAAACAUCCCAACUUACAGAAAAAUGAGAAACGAAAAAAGCUUUCCAGUUCCGUACACCAAACAGGGUUCUUCCAUCAUAGGCCACACUGUCCAGCCAUCUCGUCCUCAGCCUUUCUACCCAUCUUGCGAGGUGCAGCUCCUCAAUCAUUACUUUUUUGGAUAUUUCAAAAGUGCUCAUUCUGGCCACAUGCCCUGCCCACGUCAGUCUGGCAAGUUUAAUGCAGGUGACUAUGUUGAUGUCUGUAUGAAGAGAACUGAGCUCCCUAUUUUUUUUUUUUUUUCCAGACAUCAUCUUCCUUUACUGAACCAUAGAUCCUUCUGAGGACUCCUCGCUCGAACACACCUUGCUUUAUCUCAUCACUUUUCAUCAUCGUCCAAGCAUCUAGUCAUAUGUCAAAACUAGACAUACAAGAUCUUGUAUAUAAUCAGCUUGGUGUUCUUAGAGAGAUACCUACUUCUAAAGUGUUGGCCAUGUCCAAAGACACAUCUAUUGGCAGCUGUGAUCCUUCUCUGUAUUUCUUUAGCCAUGUAAUUCCUCCUAUUUACUUCAGAUCCAAGAUAUAUAAGCUUUCACUUAUAAACACAUCAAAAAUUUAAUAACAUUUUUUUUAUUUCAAAACUUUUUUAAAAUAUCAAAUAAUUGAGAAUCAAGAACAGAACCAAUUCAAAACAAGAAACGUUUUAAUGUCUAAGAACAAAAUAAACAUUACAACAAAC